UUUGGGAAAGGAAGCAAAGGGCUGUAUCCACCUACCCUUCACCUGCUGUCACCCAUUGGCUUUGCCUUUGGCUUUCACAUGCACCUCUCUGCCCUUUUGGUAUAUAUCUUUACUAUGCCCCAACCCCUCUCCCUCCUCAUCAACUCUUCAUUCUCUCUCCUCCUCUGCAAAUACUCAGGUUUCUGGGUCUUCCUCUGAUUUCAAGGCAUUCAAGAAGGGGAGGAACCAUGAAAGGGAAGAUGAAGCUUUCAGCCAUGGCUAUUGCUUUGGCUUGGUUACUCUUCAUGGAUUCAACAAGAGCCGCAACUGUCUCAUCUCCAUCUCCAUCUCCAGCUCCUGCUCCUGCUCCCGACUAUGUGAACCUCACUGAGCUCUUAUCAGUUGCAGGCCCUUUCCAUCUCUUUCUUGAAAAGCUUGAAUCAACCAAAGUGAUAGAUACCUUCCAAAACCAGGCCAACAACACGGAUCAAGGGAUCACCAUUUUCGCCCCAAAAGACAAGGCAUUUUCCUCUCUCAAGAAGCCUUCCCUCUCUAACCUCACCAGUGAUCAGCUCAAAUCGCUCAUGCUUUACCAUGCUAUACCAGAAUACUACUCCCUAGCCGAUUUCAAAAACCUCAGCCAACAAGGGCCAACAAGCACAUUUGCAGGGGGCCUAUAUGCUCUUAAUUUUACAGACAAUAAGGGAAGUGUUAGCCUUGAUUCAGGGUGGUCACAGACAUUGAUCAGUAGUAGUGUGUACUCAACUCGACCAGUAGCCCUUUACCAGGUCGAUAGUGUUCUUUUGCCUGAGGCCAUUUUUGGAAAAGCCCCACCUCCUGCUCCUGCUCCUGCUCCAGCCCCUGAUACCUUCACCCCAGCUGAUGUUUCUCCCUCUGGUUCACAGGAGAACCCUUUCUCCCCAAAAUCUUCUCCCUCUACUUCUGCUAAUGCAGCUGCUUCUCGACCGGUGGCAAUGACGGCCCUGUUCUCCCCUGUUGUUGCCUUGGUGCAUUUGCUUCUUGUGGCUGGCGGUGUGGUGGUAUUGUAAUGUAAUGGGGAUGUGAAUGAUCUCUCUCUCUCUCUCUCUCUCUCUCUCUCUCUCUCUUAAUUUAUACCAUUAUGUUGGGGCAUUUUGUUUUUGAGGGCUUGUAUACCAGUUGCCUGCUUUAUUGCAUUCCACAGAUAGAGAUGGGCCUUCAAUUUUAUUCUGGUUAUUGCUUGAAUUCUUUUGAAAGACCUGUGCUACAAUGUUAUAUGAUCUGUAGCGGACUCUGUUUAUUAUUCCUUUGGCUCCUCUGUUUCAACAAAUUUCAAUUGUUUUGCCUUCUGACUUGGUGAAAUCUUGAAUGAAAUCAAGAGUAACA
Messenger RNA from Amborella trichopoda, 1344 nucleotides. It is a transcript of the gene FLA7, whose product is annotated as FASCICLIN-like arabinoogalactan 7. Gene Ontology annotation, biological process: plant-type secondary cell wall biogenesis. Gene Ontology annotation, cellular component: plasma membrane. NCBI's taxonomy places the organism in Eukaryota, Viridiplantae, Streptophyta, Magnoliopsida, Amborellales, Amborellaceae. The record is from RefSeq and is a predicted model, not a curated record.